Penicillium verhagenii is the source of this 819-nucleotide messenger RNA. Its product is annotated as beta-ketoacyl reductase. NCBI's taxonomy places the organism in Eukaryota, Fungi, Ascomycota, Eurotiomycetes, Eurotiales, Aspergillaceae. Gene Ontology annotation, biological process: secondary metabolite biosynthetic process; fatty acid biosynthetic process. The record is from RefSeq and is a predicted model, not a curated record. The coding region runs from base 1 to 819 and encodes 272 amino acids. The transcript has a single exon. Gene Ontology annotation, molecular function: phosphopantetheine binding; fatty acid synthase activity.
AUGCUCUUCGAAAACAUGAGCCUAGAAGACUUCACCUCCGUCGCCUCCAACAAAGUAGAAGGCGCCUGGAACUUCCACAACGCCCUCUCCACCACACCCCUAGACUUCUUCAUCGCUCUCUCCUCCGUCGCCGGCAUAAUCGGCAACAGAGGCCAAGCAGCCUACGCCGCCGCAAACGUCUUCCUAGACGAAUUCAUGUCAUACCGCCGCAGCCUGGGCCUCCCCGGAACAACCAUCGACCUAACAGCCGUCAGCGACUCAGGCUACCUCGCCGACGUCUCAGCAGCACGCCUGGAAGAAGUCCUCAAGAACAUCGGCAGCGACACGAUGGACGAAAGCGAGGUGCUAGCGCUGCUGGGCGCAGCCAUCACGGGCGAGCUGGCGCGCUCGUGUUCCGGGCAGAGCAUCACGGGCCUGAGCCUGGGCAAGACGGUCGAGCAUUUCUGGGCGUCGGACGCGAAAUUUAGUGUGCUUUAUGAGGAGGCGAGCGGGAAGUUGGGGAGCGGUGGGGGCGCGGGAGGGGGCGGGCCCUCUGUGCCGCUGAAUGUUAGGCUUGGGGCUGCGGAGAGCCGGGAGGUGGCGGUGCAGAUUUGUUAUGCGGCGUUGGCGGCUAAGUUGGCGCUUGUUUUGCAGAUUGCGGUCGAGGAUAUGGAUCCUUCUGUUACUGUUGCGUCGUUGGGGCUGGAUUCUUUGGUUGCGAUUGAGAUUCGGAAUUGGAUUGCUAGGGAGGCGAAUGCUAAUGUGCAGGUUUUGGAGUUGUUGUCUAGUGGGUCGUUGUUGGCUUUGGCGGAGAUUAUUUUGAAUAAGUCGCGGGCUUGA